AUGCAACUACGACAAUUCUUCUUAUUUGCUUUCACCUUCUGUGCUGUGAUCAUUGCAAUUUCUGCUAUUAAUCGAGACUUUGAAGACGAUGAUGAUAGCGAUGACGAAUAUCGGCAGCUUAAGCGUUUCCUAUGGCAUAAAAAAACGACAACAACUCAUGCACCAGAAAUCUGGACUCCAAAAACUACAGCUUCACCUUGGUAUCCACCAUCAGGAGCAUGCUCGUCUAACCCUUGUGAACAUAACGGUGUUUGUACUCCAAGAGGGGAAAGGAUCUUUGAUUGUAAAUGCGUUGGUCCAUGGCGAGGCAUCUAUUGUGGAACAGCUGAUGCAUGUUAUCGUUCUCCAUGCCAAAAUGGAGGUACAUGUCUUAAUGUAGUUGAUGAUUAUUGGUGUAAAUGUUCAACUGAUUAUUACGGAAAAAAUUGUGAAUCAAGAUUUUCUAAUCCUGGUGACUUGGUAAAUCAAUGUCGACCAAAUAUUUGUAAUACUGGUCGAUGUGUUUCUUUGAAAACAACUUACUAUUGUCAAUGUCCUGAUGAUCGUUAUGGUGAACAUUGUGAAAAACGUUUCAGUUCUUAUAAACGAACUUUUUCCGAUCAAAAAUCGUUUCACGAAUUAUUAGAUCAAGCUAAACGAGUUUUGCGUGAUCAAAUUCUUACCGAUGACGAUGAUAGUGAUGAAACAACUUUUGAUGGCGAUAAAAAAUAA
Messenger RNA from Rotaria sp. Silwood2, 711 nucleotides. NCBI's taxonomy places the organism in Eukaryota, Metazoa, Rotifera, Eurotatoria, Philodinida, Philodinidae. The record is from the annotation of a GenBank genome assembly.